GCGAUAGUCAGCAACAUACUGUGGUGGCAGAUCAGCGGGGCGGUACGCGCAGCAGGAUAAAGCCACACUGUAUUUCAUCCAAAAAAGAACCAGAAAAGGGGGCGCAUCCCACCAUUUCUGGAGUUGCAACAACUUCGCCGGCCUGGUGUGCUGAUUUCUGAAAGCUGGCCGUGGCUGCACACCGGGAGAACCGGGACAUACGGAACUAAAACAGGGACCAUUCCCACUAAUCUGCAAGGUGUUGUGCUAGUUUUGCAAAGGAAGUGGAAAGAGAAACAACAUUGCCUCGGAGGAACUCUUAAGUGUUGGAAACUUCCCAGUAGAGCAUCGAUCGAGGACCUCCCGCCCACUUUACCUCAGUUCCACAAUACUGGAGGGGGGGGAGAGAGAGAGUUCAGCAGGCGCUGCGGUGGAUGGAGCAACAAAGGCUAUAUGGUUAAACUGGAAGAGCUUCUUUGAUAAGAACCCAGCGCUCCUUUCUGUUCUUGCCUGCUAUUUUGUAAAGCACUUCUACGCCUAAACAGCAAUUCUACAGCUGCUUGGAUCUCGCUUUGGGGACCAAGCCAGGUUCUCCUUAGUGCAAACUCUCUCUGGCAGACAGGGAAUCGCCGCAGACGAGAAAUUGAUGCUUUGGCACGGAGAAGCGCACCACCAAUCCUCUAGUUUUGCGAAAGUCUCCUACUGCUGUGUAAGGGAGGUAGACUAGUUUGGACCGAAGUGGGAUUUCCAGAAGUUGCAUGCGGGGUCUGUGUUGUGUCGAGUGAGCACUAUCCAUCUACUCUCAGGUUAUCAGACCAGAUCCGGAUAGUUGAGGUGCCAUGGCGGUGUAUGUGGGGAUAUGGGCGCUCCUGUUGGCGCUGAACAUUCAAGCUGGCAGUGGACAGAUGGUACAGAUGGACACCAGUAAGUCUGGCUUCGUGGGUUCACAAGUGGAGCUGCGCUGCGUUUUCAGCAACAGUAACCCACCAGUCAAGAUCUCCCAAGUAACCUGGCAGAAGCUUCUCAAUGGCACCAAACAGAACGUGGCCAUCGCCAACCCGGCCCUGGGUGUGUCUGUGCUGCCGCCCUUCAAGGAGCGGGUCAGCUUCAAACAUGCAGCCGUUCGUCAUCGCACGCCCUCAUUGGAAGACACCACAAUCGUGUUCUCCAACCUGCAGCUGUCCGACGAGGCUGCCUACAUUUGCGAGUAUACCACAUUUCCUGCAGGCAACCGUGAGAACAUGGUCAACCUUACUGUGUAUGCUCGGCCCAUGACGCGUAUGACCUUGACGACGCCUACGAUCGUGGCUAGGGCUCAGAAGCGUAAGAUGACAGUUGCAACUUGUGUAUCUGCGAAUGGAAAGCCCCCGAGCGUGAUCAAAUGGGAUACCAGGUUGAAAGGCGAAGCCACUUACCAGGAGACUCGCAACCAGAAUGGGACGGUGACGGUCCGGAGCAACUAUGUGGUGAUACCGAGCCGCGAGACCCACAAACAGAAGCUCACGUGCAUCGUCACGUACCGAAAUGAGAAGAUCACAGACAGCGUGGUGCUCAACGUUCAGUAUGAACCCGAGGUGCAGAUCGAGGGGUUUGAUGGAAACUGGUACCUGAACCGUCAGAAUGUUCAGCUGACCUGCAGGGCUGAUGCUAACCCCCCUGUCACGAUCUACCAGUGGAAACUUUUGAAUGGCUCCCUACCCAGCAAUGUGGAAAUCAAGAACAACACCUUGUUCUUCAAGGGUCCUGUGACCUACGACUUGGCUGGGACGUAUGUCUGCGACGCCACCAACGGCAUCGGGACUCGCACCGGCAUCGUGGACGUCAACAUCACAGAGAAGCCAAUGGCGCAGGGUCCCCCAGGUGGUGUUAUCGGGAUCCUUGGAGGUGUUGUUGCCAUUGGACUCAUCAUUGGCGUGGCUGUUACUGUUGUCAUGGUCCAUCGGCGGCAGCAGAAGACCCGCACUGAGACAGAUAAUGACCUCAUUGCUGUUGCUGCUGUUGCUGAUAGUUGUGUGACACAGGGUCCUGAGAAGCCAGAGUCCCCCACAAGGACUGACCUCCCACCUGCGCACAAACCAGCCCCUCCUCCACCCAAAAAGAAGAACAGUGACAUGAAGGGACACUUGACAUCUGAUGACAUCCAGGUGGUUCAUCUCGACAAGGAGGAAGAAAUGCAGAAGCUUCCUCUUCAGCCUCCUUAUUACGACAUGGCACCCUCUGAGUCGACCCCCUUCACCGAUAAGCCGAACUCUGGCCACAAGGACUGUGAUGUCCAGUAUGCGGAGCUGGAUACUGCAGCUUUGGCCUCCACUCCAAGCCCACGAAGCUCUGCUCACACUGGCCCUGGGGAUCUUGUCGAGUAUGCAACCAUCCAGCCUAGCUCACACUAGCGCAUGCCAUUAUAGGCCUUUCCCCUCAGACUUUGGCCUCAAGGACUCUGGGAGGCAUCCAGAAGAGCCUUUGAACCCAGCUGAAUAUAUGAGCUACCAACGUGUCUGCAACAUGGAGCAAUUCCCCGAGUCUCAGCCUGCUCCUGCUUACCCUGUUACUUUCCUGCCUCAGCACCCUUACACUCAGCACCCCUCCAACGAGCCCAUGUACUCCAACACGAGCUUCCCCACCCACGGCCCUCGAGCUCCAUUCACUUUCCCAAAGGAGCAAUCUGUGUGACAUGCCACGUAACUAUUAUCUCAGCGAGAGGCAACAUGAUAGUGCCACAAAUGCUUCGUGAAAAACAAAGCUCUGCUGAACAGAUGUGCAUCUAUCCCCACCUUGCUUCUGUUUCCUCUAUAGGCUUAAAACACUUGUGGGCUUCCCCCUGCCAUAUGAAAGUGUCCCUCAAUCCCCUGUGUAUUGUGUGCUGCUUGCUCCACUGAAGCUAUAGGGCCCCAGUUAUCUCGUGAUGUUAGCAUCCUCGCCACCAGCUACUCUCUUCCACCACUCAAUCCUUUACCCUUCACAUGUGCCCACUCAUCCUGAUUGCUUUUUAUUGCCUCCUCACCUUUGAAUAUUUUGGGUUUUGCCAACUGUCUGUACAGAAUAUGCCACUCAAAAUGUUUUCUCUAUUUUUUUUUUUUUACAUCUCCCACAGUGGUAGUGACCUUUUAUAGCAACGUGGUUCUUUUGUUUGUAUUCUGUUUGUCUGUCAAUCAUAUGCUUGCUUCUUUGAAAGUCAUAUACUAUAAUGUAUGUGUGAUCAGGUGUUUACUGGUGGACUAAAAAAAAAUAUAAGAAAUGCCAAUUAAUUUGUAAAACUAAUUAUCAAUCUGUAAUGACAUGGACUACCCCUUUAAUGACGGUUAAUGACUGGGUUGUUAUGUGAAGAGGUGAACUGGCAGUCUUUCAGCUGGAUCCUUCAUUACUUUUCAUAAUUGCUUUGCUGUUAUGAAGUUUGACUGGCUAUUUUGGACUGUUAGAAGAGAAUGUUAUCCUCAUUAGCUAAGAAGAAAAACAAAGGGCUCGAGAUCCAACAGUACCUACUUUCUGCUCACUGUCCAUGUCUCAUUAUCCUUCCCUUCAGGCUACUGUUAUUUUCAUUGUCAUCUACCAGUAGUUGCCAAAGACAUAGUUUUGCUUGGAUUUUUUUGUCCAUUUGCUUUCAUGCUAGCAAUUACAUUCAAAUUAUCUGAAGGGAAAUAAAAAAAUACUUGAUUGGCAACUUGCUACGCUUUCACAGUUUACAUUAUCCUUUUACCAUAUGCUGUAUUAAUCAUAUCUUUAUAUGAAAACGUGUUCAGAGGUUGGUUUGAGGUCCAUUACUUCAUGGGUCCAUUCUCAGAUAGCAGAUGCAUUUGGGCCUAAUCUGGAUGACUUGUUGUCACCUAAGGCUCUACCAAGUAUUGUGUAGGACAGAUAUGGCCCGCAAAUCAUGAGCCGGGCUUAGUAUGGGUUAUAGUAAAUAUCGUGCUCAAAUGUCAAGGCGAACCCGACCCCUGGAUCACAUAAAGUAAACUUGAGGUAGAUUUGAGGCAGGCAGGGUCAUUCCUGAAUCAGUGAAGUCAGUCAAGGUGGGCCACAGUUGGACCAAAUAUUCCUUGUUCUCUAGGUUGUGUUCGUUCAGAGUUAUCAACUAACUGGUGCGGGUAAAAGGUGAAGACAAUCACAUACAAGGGUUGUCCUGGAAAAAAAAAAAAUCACAGAUAAAGUGAAAAGGCUUUUUCAAGGACAGCCCACCCACUUAACAUAUUUAAAUAUUUUUUAAAUAUGAUUUGUACUAAUAUAACCUAAAUAAGUUUAAAUCAAUCUAAGGAACCGAAGAUAAAAGCUUGCUACUGUAUUUUUUUAGACAAUACUCAGUUAUAUAUGAUAGCACUCCACAUAUUUUCAUAGUCCAUUUUACACUGUUGCUUUCAGACCAUACAUAAGCUAACAUGCUUGACGAGCCAAUUUCAGGAUACCGCCUCCUACACGCAAGCCCUCUAGACACAGAAAAUUAGCAUAAACUGAAAGUUCACAUUUUUUGCCAUGUCAGAUAUAUGUUUGGAAAAAAAAAUAUAAAGAAAAGAAAAUACUUGUGUUUGUGCUCGAUGUGAAAAAAAAACCAACCUUGAGGUGUUGAAGGUAAUUUAGUGUUUACUCUUAAUGGUGAUGGUAAAUGGAAUAGAGUAAAAAUUGUGAGACUUUCUCCUGUGCUCACCUUGUUGUCUUGCAAUGGCUUGAUAUGUGUGCUAGCAUUUAGUUUAAGCAGUGGUAUCUGGUUUGAACCACUGAAGGAGUUUGUUAUCGCUGUACCUGCUGUGAGAAAAGACACUUACACACAUCUUUGUCUUUUUGUGACACAUUUAAUCUUCAAGAGAUCCUUCCUUUUUUUUAUUAUUAUUAUGAUUAUUAUUAGUAUUAUUAUUAUUGAUAAGUACUACUACAUACUAUAUAAUAUGCUAGAAUUUGGGCUUUACAUCCAUAAAAGAAAUAUAAAUUUUUACUCUGUUCCUUUUUGAUGUCCUGACAAUGAUUGCCAUGUUUGUUUUAACCUUUUGAUUUGUGUUUUGUAAGACUGUAACAUUUUGUUUUAUUACUAUUGUUUUUGUUUUGUUUUUGAUUUGUUUUUGUUGUUUUUUUUACAAUUUACAAUAUUCAUAUACAGUAAAGGAAGCCUACAUCACAUUUUUUUUGACAUUCAUUGCACAUUUGUGGAAUAGUAAAACCCAAAUAAAUAUUAUGAUUAUAAGCUCUUUUGACUGAAAUAAUGAAAGAAAGUUCAACAGUUUAACCUGUUUUUGUUUUAUUUGUUUUUAGAGAUUUUGAGUUAUGUCAAUGUAAAUAUUAACAAUGUAUCUGAUGUGUGUAAAAAAAAAAAUCAUGCAAUUUAACAUUAAAGUUCACAAACUAAA
Molecule: messenger RNA, 5309 nt
Organism: Neolamprologus brichardi
Lineage: Eukaryota; Metazoa; Chordata; Actinopteri; Cichliformes; Cichlidae
Source: RefSeq, a predicted model, not a curated record